AUGGCUGCCCUGGCGGUCUGGAAUAGGGGGGCUUACCACUUCAGCUUUGUCUUCAGUUUCAUGGUCAUGAAUCUAGAAGUGUGGGAAGCCGUGUUGCAGCGCCGCUCCCACGUUCCCGCUGCUGAAAGAGGAGCAUCUCCUCAUUGGCUGCAGACUGUGAGAACCUCCAGCAAUCCCAGGACUCACACAUUCAUAUGGAGAUUAGAGAGUAUAAAUAGAGGAGAGAGUGAGAGAGAGCUCAGAACAGCUCAGAUCUUCUCCUCACAGAGAGCUAACCGAAGAAACACAGCCAUGGCUCCUACAAUCACUGCAUCAAUCAUCAACUCCAACCACCUUCUUCCACUUACUAAUAAGAUGAGAAAGCCGUUAGUGGAGAAGAUGCGUAGAGAACGCAUCAACAGCAGCAUCAAGAAGCUCAAGUCUCUGCUGGGUGGAGAAUUCCUAAAGCAACAGCCCGAUUCCAGACAGGAGAAAGCCGACAUCCUGGAGAUGACAGUUUAUUUCCUGAGACAGCAGCAGCAGCAGUCACACAAGAAGUCCAGCUGCUCCACUGCAGCUGAUGAAGGCUACAGCAGGUGUGUGCAGGAGGCCAUCAACUUCCUGUCUCAGUGUCAAGUACACACUCAGUCCCAGAGAAGACUGCUGAGCCACUUCCUCACCAUGCAGCCUUUCAUGGAGAAGAGCAGAAAUGUUCCUCAGCUCAGCUCUCCAGCCUGCCAGAUCAGCAGCAAAGAGGAGACUCCAAGCUGCAGUGGCCUCUGGAGACCCUGGUAGAGCCGCAUGGACACUUUACCAUUAGGAAACUAACUUACUAAUGCCACAUUGGCAUUAACUAUGUUUUCCUAAAUGUGUUAGAAUAUUUUGUCUAAUUUCUGUGGACAAAAUAUGCUAAGUUGCUUUCUUUAUUGGAAAGCCUGUGUAGAUGUUUCCAUCACUAUGUUUUGUGAAACUUGAAAAAAUUGCACAUUCUAACUAUGCAAGAUCAUAUCUUAAAAUAUUUUUUGUUUCUGUCUAAGAAACCACUUCCUAAUGCUUUUUAUAUGAACUCUUAUUGUAUAAGAAUUCUCCACUUGAAUUGUGCAAAAUGUUUUUGGUCAAAAGUUUCAUCUGUUAUUCAGAUCUAAUAUGAACAGUUAAAUGCACAAUAUCUGUGAUACUUUUUUCCAAUAAUUCUUUCCACUACAGUGUGAAACAACUGGAACAUUUUGACUGUAUAAUUAUUUAAUCAUUUAUGAUUUUAAAAAACACCCUUUUUCAUUCUUGAGAAUAUGAUUAAUCUAGCUACAUUAGCUCUUAUAUUACACUAUCUUCAGUGAGAUACCCGCAAAUGUAAUUAUUUCCAGACUGGAAAUGACAUGAGUUUGCCUUCAGUGAAGGUCUUGGAUGAUGUGUUACUUUAUUUGUGAGUACACAAAGUCAUUCUUACAACAGAAAAUAUCCAGAAAAUAAACUGUCAUAUCAUUGACAAUCAAUAUGCUCUCUUUGAAUGAUUCAUUUAAUUCCUAUUUGGUUCCUUGGAGGGGAUGUUGGUGCCAUCACUGCCACUGGACAGUGCACUUUCAGUGUCAGUCCAAGGCCUGGAUAAAUUGGGGAGGUUUGUGUCUGGAAAGGGGAUUCAGUAUAAAACGUGUGAAAAUUUCGACUGUGUA
Molecule: messenger RNA, 1649 nt
Organism: Hemibagrus wyckioides
Lineage: Eukaryota; Metazoa; Chordata; Actinopteri; Siluriformes; Bagridae
Product: transcription factor HES-5-like
Exons: 3
Coding region: 1-774 (257 amino acids)
Biological process (GO): regulation of transcription by RNA polymerase II; anterior/posterior pattern specification; regulation of neurogenesis
Cellular component (GO): nucleus
Molecular function (GO): DNA-binding transcription factor activity, RNA polymerase II-specific; RNA polymerase II cis-regulatory region sequence-specific DNA binding; protein dimerization activity
Source: RefSeq, a predicted model, not a curated record